This is a messenger RNA of Xiphias gladius (swordfish), 926 nucleotides long. It is a transcript of the gene txndc17, whose product is annotated as thioredoxin domain containing 17. Lineage: Eukaryota; Metazoa; Chordata; Actinopteri; Istiophoriformes; Xiphiidae. Gene Ontology annotation, molecular function: protein-disulfide reductase [NAD(P)H] activity. Bases 120 to 491 code for a protein of 123 amino acids. The transcript has 4 exons. The record is from RefSeq and is a predicted model, not a curated record. Gene Ontology annotation, cellular component: cytosol.
UUUUGAGUAUUUCUACCAGGUCCAGUGUGUGCCGAGCGGCAGUGUUUCUGCUAGCACCUGCCAGUGCCACAUAGUCAAGCCCAAAUUUGGUGCAUUUUCAUACCACCUCGGUCUAAACGAUGGCCCAUUACGAAGAAGUAACCGUGCGUGGGUAUGAUGAAUUCUGUCAGGCUGUGUCUGAAAGAAAAGGGAAGGAUAUUUUUGCUUAUUUCUCUGGUGAUAAAGACGCCCAAGGAAAGAGCUGGUGUCCAGACUGUGUGAAAGCCGAGCCAGUUGUAAGAGGAGAGAUGACUCAUCUUCCCGAGGACUCUGUCUUCAUCUACUGUCAAGUUGGAGAGAGAGCUUAUUGGAAGAAUCCAAAUAAUGACUUCAAGAAGACUCUGAAGUUGAGUGGAGUUCCCACCCUACUGAGAUAUGGCACACCUCAGAAGUUGGUGGAGGAGGAAUGCUUCAAAGCAGAACUGGUGAAGAUGAUGUUCACUGAGGACUGAAGGGAUCCCGUGCUGCUCACAUCACUCAUAAAUCCUUCGAGAUUUCUUCACUGUUAAACAGUGAAUCUCAUUCGCCGCUGUUCAAUUGUCAGCACUACUGCAUUAUUGAAUAUUGAUAAUCAUUGACGAGAUGCAUCUCCCACUGUAAUUUGAUGCAAAUUAGCAACUGUACAACUAAACUAAUGAGCAUCAUUGUAAUACACAGCUAUUAAAUUAAUUCUAUAGUGGAAUAACACAGAAUGGAUGUAAUUCAUACACAUUUUUCUUGUUCUGCUUUAUGUGCAAUCAGUACAUCCCGAAUUGUAAUUUGUGGUUGAUACAUUUCUUCCUCGCAGUUAAAAGAGUAUCUUGGGGAAUUUUUUUUUUUUUUUUUUUAAUUGUGACCAUUUUUAUGUGAUUUCUUUUGACUUGAAUAAAGUGAUGCUUGAUGUUGAA